Molecule: messenger RNA, 3874 nt
Organism: Onychostruthus taczanowskii (white-rumped snowfinch)
Lineage: Eukaryota; Metazoa; Chordata; Aves; Passeriformes; Passeridae
Gene: ZBTB39
Product: zinc finger and BTB domain containing 39
Exons: 2
Coding region: 578-2707 (709 amino acids)
Biological process (GO): regulation of transcription by RNA polymerase II
Cellular component (GO): nucleus
Molecular function (GO): RNA polymerase II cis-regulatory region sequence-specific DNA binding; DNA-binding transcription factor activity, RNA polymerase II-specific; protein binding
Source: RefSeq, a predicted model, not a curated record
UCCUACCCUCCCCGGGGCCUCCCGCCGCCUUUCCUGGCUCCCCCCGGGGGCCUUUCCUGCCCUCCUCUCAGGGCCCCACCGGGACCCCGCUGUCCCCACCGCCCGGCUCCUCCCGUUUCUCCCGGAGCAGCUCCGGGACUCCCCCCCGGGCCCUCAUCCUCUGUCCGGUUCUUUCCCCUCCUGCCCCAUCCCCUCCGCCGCAGCAAUUGCCCAGGUGCUUUUUGGGCUGGGGAGGGUUUGCCUUCCCGAGCCUUCCUCGCGGUAUCUUCAUCCUCCUCCUCGCCCUCCCGUGCUGCCGGUGGUGUUUCCCCCCAUCCCUCGCAUACCCGUCCUCUGGGCUUUGGUUUUUCCCGGAGCUGGGGCAGGGGCAGCUCCAACCCCUCCAAACUCCUGCUCUUCGCUGCCUUCUGGGCUCGCUGUUCCCUGUCUCAGGACGGGGAAGGCAGGGAAUUUGGGAUAGGGGAAUUAAGGAUAGAGUUUGCUGGAGCCCCUUGCCCUGCCAGUUCCUGCUCCCGCCGCGGAUGAAAGCGUGAAGGCCGAGCUGACCAGCAGAAGGGACACUUGAGCAGCUGCUAAGAUGGGCAUGAGGAUCAAGCUGCACAGCACCAACCACCCCAACAACCUGCUGAAGGAACUCAACAAGUGCCGGCUCUCCGAGACCAUGUGCGACGUCACCAUCCUGGUGGGCUCCCGCUCCUUCGCCGCGCACAAGGCCGUGCUGGCCUGUGCCGCUGGCUACUUCCAGAACCUCUUCCUCAACACGGGGCUGGACGCUGCCAGGACCUACGUGGUGGAUUUCAUCACGCCGGCCAACUUUGAGAAGAUCCUGAGCUUCGUGUACACCUCGGAGCUCUUCACCGACCUCAUCAACGUGGGGGUGAUCUACGAGGUGGCCGAGAGGCUGGGCAUGGAGGAUCUGCUGCAGGCUUGUCACUCCACCUUCCCCGACCUGGAGAGCUCGGCCAUCACCAAGCAGCCUGCCCUGUCUGUGGGGGAAGGCCGGGCUGGGCCGCUGAGCAGCACCUCCUCGGAGCAGAGCCACGCUUUGGGGGACGUGCGGAGCGGCGCGGAGCACUUCGGCCCCGAGCGGAAUUACCUCCUGCACGGGGACGUGGUGGGCAGCUACAAAGAGGAUGACAGGAGUGCCGUGGCUGAGGCCAGCCAGGCUCUUCCCCUGAUGCACCCACAGCAGACUCCCAAGACAGAGCAGGAGUCGGAUGCGGGGCAGUUUGCUCCAGUUGUGGGUCUGGGGGCCCAGCCCGGUGGGAAUGUUGUGGCACAGACCACAGGCAGCUCCUGCCCUCAGUACAAGGCCCAGAGCAAUGGUGACUACAGCAAGAGCGGCUUCUUCCCCACUGACCCCUCCCUGGAUGUGUCCACAGGGAGCAAUUCCUGCCCCAGCAACAGCGACCACUCCAAAGAGCAGGGGUUCGAGCAGAUGGAUGAGCUCCAGCUGGAGGAUUUGGGAGAGGCCGAGCUGCAUUUUGAGGAUGCUGGAGAAGAGCUGGUCCCGUCUGAGGAGGUGAUUGAGCUGAGCGAUGACAGCGAGGAGGAGCUGGCCUUCGAGAGCGACAGCCGGGACAGCAAGGCCAUGCCCUGCCAGGUGUGCAAGAAGGUUCUGGAGCCCAACAUCCAGCUGAUCCGCCAGCACGCCAGGGACCACGUCGACCUGCUCACGGGGAACUGCAAGGUGUGUGAGACCCACUUCCAGGACCGUAACUCCAGGGUGACUCACGUGCUGUCCCACAUCGGCAUCUUCCUCUUCUCCUGCGACAUGUGCGAGACCAAGUUCUUCACCCAGUGGCAGCUGACGCUGCACCGGCGGGACGGGGUCUUCGACAACAACGUCAUAGUCCACCCCAGCGACCCCCUGCCGGGGAAGGUGGCCGUGUUUGGGGGAGGGCCCGGCCCCGAGCUGGCUUGUGCUGCCUGCGGGAAGCCCUUGGCCAAAGAUUUCCACACGGUGCGGAACCACCUGCUGGAGCACGUGAACCUGAAGAGCCAGACGUGCGGCGUGUGCGACCAGCGGCACCUGAGCCUCUGCAGCCUGCUGUGGCACGCCCUGUCCCACCUGGGCAUCUCCGUUUUCUCCUGCUCUGUGUGUGCCAGCAGCUUCGUGGACCGGCAGCUCCUGGAGAAGCACCUGGCCGUGCACCAGCACGCGGAGGAGGCUCUUUUCCAGUGCCACUUCUGCAGCCAGAGCUUCAAGCUGGAAGCCGCUUACCGCUACCACGUCAGCCAGCACAAGUGCGGGGGCAGCCCGGACAUCCGGGCGGGAUUUGGGGAGCGCCUGCAGCCGCAGGGGCUGCCCAAGAGGAAGCUGCCCGAGGAGUUCCUGAGCGAAGAGCUGGCUCUGCAGAACCAGCCGGGGAACAGCAAGUACAGCUGCAAGGUGUGCGGCAAGAGGUUUGCCCACACCAGCGAGUUCAACUACCACCGGCGCAUCCACACCGGCGAGAAGCCGUACCAGUGCAAGGUGUGCCACAAGUUCUUCCGAGGGCGUUCCACCAUCAAGUGCCACCUGAGGACGCACUCGGGGGCCCUCAUGUAUCGCUGCACGGUGUGUGGCCACUACAGCUCCACGCUCAACCUGAUGAGCAAGCACAUAGGGGUGCACAAGGGCAGCCUCCCGCCGGACUUCACCAUCGAACAGACUUUCAUGUACAUCAUCCAUUCCAAAGAGGCUGAGAAAAACACGGAUAGCUGAUGGGGAGCUGCUGGAGGAGGAGUGGUAAUGGUGGAGGCUGUGGAGGAGGAGGAGGAAAGGAAGGAAAAAAAAAAAAAAAAAAAAAGAGUUGUUUGGUUUUAUUUAAUGGUCAGGCAUCAUGGAUGGAAUUCUUUUUUUUUUUGGUUUUGGUUUCGUUUUUGUUCUUUGGUUUUUUGGUUUUGGGCCUUCCUAAGGCUUUUUAGAUUGGUGGCGUUGUACAAAUUAACAGCACGUGAGGUACAUCACUGUUUCAAGGAGUCUGUCGUGUUUACUUACCUCUGGUCCUGUUAGAGGCCAUCGAGUUCUGUGCUUUUAGCAUUUCUCACUAGUUUUUGAGUCUAGAUUCUAUUUUUUUUUUUUUUGAACCUUUUAGCCCACUUGACCAGGCUAACCCUGAGCUUGUCCACAAACUGAUGCUGCUAAGAUUUUCACACCUGACCUCAGUGGAGAGGGACAGAGCCAGAGCAGGCGCUGGACUCGAAGGAAAGGAACAAAAAAGAGAAAGAAAAAAAGGAAAGAAAAGGACAUUCUGGGCAUCCCUGGUGUUCUGCUGCUACUGCCAGGAGACAGGCAAAGUGUGCAUUGCUGGGGAGAGGAGCAGGAAGCACCUGAGUGUGUAAACAAGGAGGGAUCCCAGCAGGGAACCAGGAGCAGGGGAUUCAGAUUCACAGAUUCCCAGGCUCUGCCACGGCUGGGACUCACUCGUGCCCUGAGACCUGGAGGAGGAGCUGAAGGAGCAACAGGACCUCCCUGCAGAUCCUGGGUGGAGGUGGCUGUGUGAGCAUGGAGAUCUCCUGUAGGACCGGAGAGGGAAGGGAAGCAGGUCCCUGCUCCUUGUGGGGUGAUUUGUGGUGGCCACAGAGAGCCAGGAGUCUCCUGGCUCUGCUCUGCCCCAGCCUCACGCUGUGCCCCGGGCAGAGAGUCAGGAUGAAGCUGUUGCCUUAACUCCCUGGAAGGAGGAGGGACCCUUCUCCUGCCAGAGGGAUCCCCCCCUGCCAUGCCCUGGACGUGUUCCUGUGGCAAACGUGUGUGGUUGGAGUGAUGAGAGUUUGUUCAUGGAGAGAGAGAGAUGGCUUGGCCUCUCCAGCUGCAUGCUAGGCACUUCUGGGGGCUCCCCUGGGUGUGGGGGGCUCCCCUCGGUGUGGGGGGCUCCCCUCGGCAUGGAGG